UCUCGCAAUUCCAUCGUCGCCACAGGGAUGCGGAAUGACAGUAUUGAUCGAUUUAGUUUAUUUCUCGUGUACGGAUGGGAGCUACUAUAAGAAGCAGUGGGACAAGCUUCCAAUCAUCAACUCACAUUAGCUUUCUCUAGAUCUUCUCCCCAGCAGCAGCCUAAGGCAAUCCUCCAGAUCCGCCCAAGGCAGCUGCUUAACCUCACGAAUUAAUUUAGUGCAUAACUGCAACAAUGGCGGCCAAACUGUCAUCCUCUGUGCUCCUCUUCAUCGGAUUGGCAGUGCUUUAUGCUGCCAUAGCCGAUGCCCAGCUUUCUGAAAGCUUCUACUCGAAGUCUUGUCCGGGAGGUGUGGCAGCGGUGGCGAACGUCGUCAACACUGCUGUUCGCAACGACAGGCGAAACGCUGCUGGUCUUCUCCGUCUGCAUUUCCAUGAUUGCUUCGUCAGGGGAUGCGAUGCAUCUGUACUCUUGUUCUCAACCGCUAGUAGCAAGGCAGAGAAAGACGCCCCCCCAAAUCUAUCACUGCAAGGAUUCAGCAUCAUCGAUCAAGCGAAAGCUGCACUUGAGAAGACUUGUCCCGGUGUUUUCUCUUGCUCUGACAUUCUCGCCCUGGCUGCAAGAGAUGCCAUCUCUGUCAUUGGAGGGCCACAGUGGAAGGUUCCCUUGGGACGCAGGGAUGGAGUGGUGUCACUCGCAACUGAAGCCAACUCGAACCUUCCCAGUGACAAAUCUAGCUUCAGUGGCCUCGUGAGCAACUUCGCCAAGAAGGGUCUAUCUGAGUCAGACAUGGUUGUCUUGUCAGGUGCUCACACCAUCGGACUUACAGUCUGCAAGUCCGUGACUCCCCGCAUCUACAACUUCGCCGGUAGCGUGAACGGUGCCGAUCCUUACCUGAACAGCACUUUCGUCACUGAGAAGAGAGGACUGUGCCCCAACAACAAGAGCUCGGCCAACAAGUUCAUCGCCAUCGAUUCCACCAAGGGAGGACAGAGCUUCGACAAGAACUACUACAGCAACGUAUUCGCUCACAAGGCGAUCUUCAAGUCCGAUGAUGCUCUCAUCUCCACCUCCAGCGGUCGCACCAAGGUGCUCGACAUCAUCAGGUCCCCACAAUCCAAGUUUUUCUCUCAGUUUGGACUUGCCAUGGAGAAGAUGGGCAGGAUCGGUGUUUUGACUGGCUCCCAAGGACAGAUUCGCAAGACUUGCUCGAAGAAGAACUAGAGUUAGCCUCAGCCAUUGAACACUCUGUAGUUUUAGCCUGUAGCCAUCUAGUUUAGUAGUAGGUUUAAACUUCACUCAAGUUGCAACGUGAACAAUAACUGAUUCACAGUGUUUGGAAUCAUCUGAAACAUCACAUCUGCACAACAUUAAGUAAUCGGCAAUGCUAGGUAGUCAUGGUAGUCAUCAGCAAUCAGUAGUUUCCGAGAAAGGCUUAACUUUUGGAUCCUCUUGGUCGAUGUCUACGUACUUAAUUAUUCGCUCAGGACUUAGGUAGGAGCAUAAAGAGUUUUUUGCGACUCUCUUGAAUCUAGUUAGCUUGAAAACCAUAAAGAUAACGUCACUCUAUAUUCAGGGUUUCGCUCGCAUAUGCUUACGAUGCAUAUGAGCAGAACAACCUGCCAUUCUUUGCUUCGAUUACUUUUAGAAUCGAAGCCCCCCAUUCUUUAUCAUUGAACAGUCAAUGAUUACAGUAAAAGAGUAUAUUCUCGAAAUCAAUGCGUAAGCUUUUUGCAGUUUCAUCGUCUUGAGUGUUUUUGCGGUUAAAAUUUGAGUAGGGGUCACACUCUUCAAACUCUGGAGGUCGAUGGUCUGGAGAGCGGCUUCAUCUUCAGCAACUUGGGUCAAGAAGAUGUAGACAAAGGUCAGCGAAUCUGUUACUUCUGCUUUCCUUUGGCAGCUGGAUCCAUGGGCUAUAUCUGCAGUCCAUAUUCAUAUCAACGAAACUGGGCUGCCUCAGAUGUCAGUGACUUGCAGCUUUGCUGCUUUCCGGGGACAUGACAGGACACCAGGGUGGGAUUUUUCUUGGGGCCAUGAUGUUCACGCGCAGGCUUCGUAUAGCUCAAUUUUUGCUUCUGUUAGAACGGAAAAGUGAGAGUCGAGGA
Marchantia polymorpha subsp. ruderalis is the source of this 2104-nucleotide messenger RNA. The record is from the annotation of a GenBank genome assembly. NCBI's taxonomy places the organism in Eukaryota, Viridiplantae, Streptophyta, Marchantiopsida, Marchantiales, Marchantiaceae.